Molecule: messenger RNA, 769 nt
Organism: Drosophila arizonae
Lineage: Eukaryota; Metazoa; Arthropoda; Insecta; Diptera; Drosophilidae
Source: RefSeq, a predicted model, not a curated record
GCAGCCCAUAUCGAAUAAAUAUUUGAUAUAAAUCGGCUUUGACAAGUUUGCAGCUGUCAGUGGCAUUUGAGCUGGCGACGUACAAAGAUCAUCAUAUAAGAUAGCGCGCAGCAUGGGCAACGUACUGGAAACGAAAAUGUCCUGCGAGAGGCCGGUGGCUGUGGUCCAACCCAUGCCAGCGGAGGAGCCGGCGUCUCCCAGGGACGAGGCGGAGGCGUGUCCCAGGGCAAAUGUCACCUUGCAGUUGUUUAACUAUCGCCAGCAAAUGGCGCUCAAGGAUCACCAGGUGGUCAAGUGGGCCACAUCGAAGCUGCUGCUCACCGAGGAGCUGCUGAAGCAACAGGAUCUGCCGCAACAGCAGCAGCAGCAGCAACAACAACAACAACACAAAAAGCAGCUCGACAUGCCAGACCUGAGCAUCGAUGAGGACGACGAUGCUGCGUGGGCGGAACGCCAAUUGGCCAUGUUAACGGACGACGAGGAUGAUGUCGAGAAUGCUGAGAACCUGUCGCCCAUGGACCAGGGAUUGGACAUUGAGCUGAACCACCUCAUCAAAUACAGACUAAAGCUCCGCAACACCAUUGUCGAGGUGGCCCAGGAGAAGAUGCGCAAGCGUGAGAAGACGAAGCUGAAGCGUUUGAAACGCCGCACACUCAUCUCCUCGAAGAAGCCCAGCAACAAGGACAAGCAUCGGCGCUCAUAUUAGAGGGUUAGAGUUCCAUUAUUCUUUGUAUAUAUGUUUGCAUAUAGCUAUAGUUAAUAUUAUUAU